Molecule: messenger RNA, 1341 nt
Organism: Salvia hispanica
Lineage: Eukaryota; Viridiplantae; Streptophyta; Magnoliopsida; Lamiales; Lamiaceae
Source: RefSeq, a predicted model, not a curated record
AUUUGUGAAGGCUCUGCAUAAAUUCAAAGCGACUCUAUUCAAAUCAGCACUGAGACUCUGAGAGAGAGAGGGAUGGGAGAGGACAUUAGCAUGGUAGAAGAAGAGGAAAUAGCAGCAGCAGCAGCUGUUAAUGCCGCCGAGGAAGUAGUGGUAGAAGAAGAAGAGGAAGACGAUGACGAUGACGGUCCUCCGCCUGGAUUCCAGUGCAUUCUCACUCUUCAGCCGCCGGAUUACGACGACGAAGACGAAGAGGAUGGACCGCCGCCUGGAUUCGACUUCGUCGCCCCCGAACCCCCUCAAUUACUUCCUUCUUCUGAUAUGACAAGCAGCAAACAAGACGACAUGGAUGAAGAUGAUGAUGAUGACGAUGAUGAUGGGCCACCACCUGGAUGGGAGUUUGGUAAACUUGUAAAUGCAUUGGAAAACACAACACCAGGCCCAAUAGAUGUAAAGGAGGAGAGCAAUGAAGACUUAGAUGAAGGUCCACCACCUGGAUGGGAGUCAGUGCUGCCGUGUCAGAUGCCACAACCACAAACACCACCACUGCAGCCGCCAUCAACUGUGUCUUCCAUACCAGAGACAGCUAACUUGGACAUUUUAGAUUGUGAAAUGGGAAGCAAACCAAAAACUACAGAAAUGGAUGAUGAAAUGCAUCAAUCCGAAUCAGAAAAGAUGCCCACGCCAGGGCAGUCUUCGCCAGCUACACCUCCAACACAGCAGCUGCUGUUAUCCGAACAACCUUCUGUAAACAAUGAAGAAGAAAAUAAGAAUGAGGAGAAGAGACCAACACCUAUGCUCCAGCCUGCAUCUCCUCUUCAACAGCUUCAGUCAAAGCCACACUCGUUGACGCCAGUGCCUAAAUCAUCAUCUUCUGCAGAGAAAGCACAGCUAGUUUGUGGUACAUGCCGCAAAUUGUGUCUAUAUCCGCAAGGAGCAAAGUGGAUUAGAUGCCCAGGAUGCCAGGAAGUCAAUUUCGUCCUAGCAGCCCAUGAAGUUGGCCAAGUAAAUUGCGGAGGCUGUGCAGUGCUCCUUAUGUAUCCACAUGGAGCACCAGCAGUUCAAUGCUCUUCCUGCCGUUUUGUGACUGAAAUCGGGGCACACAAUAGGCGGCCUCCUCUUUCCAUUCAGCAGGCGCAAGCUCGGGAUCAGAGAAGACGACGUCGUUCCACCGGAGUCCGGUAGCCUGUACAAUCUUGAAUUGUUAAUCACACAUGCUAAUUUUAUUGUAUAUCUUACAGCUAUUAGUUUCCUUCCAUUUCUUGUAUCAGUUUGGCGUAGUAAUAUGCUAAACGCUUCAAAACGUUUCAUCAGUUCAUUGUUAGUGUCUCAUUUCGUAUUUCA